AUGGCUCCGCCUCACAGCAACGGCAACGGCUACGCCCACCAGGGGUCCAAAUCUGCCUUUCUGCCUUUUCAACACCAAAAUGAUGCCAGCUUCCGCGCCCGCCUCCGACCCGUGCUUGCUGCCGUAGUGCGAUUGCUGAGAACAAUCUGGGCCUUUUGGCAGACCCGUGGACGACGACUGGCGACCAACAUAAUGUGGCAGGCAGGCAGGCAGUUGAGGCAGAACCUGACUGCGCGCCGCCUUCUGAGCUUCCCGCACCUGCUUGUGUGUCUGUGGUUUCUCGUGCUGCUUUGGGGCGAGCGAUGGGUGUUUAGGAGUCGAGUCGCCGACUGCAAAUGGAGCAAUUGGGAGAACUGGCCCGCCGGAUCCAGUCCGCACCACCUCGUCUUUGUCGCCGACCCCCAAAUCAUCGACCCCAAAUCCUACCCCGGCCGGCCGUGGCCCCUGUCCGAUCUGACGGUAUUGAUAACCGACAACUACAUGCGAAGAGGCUACCAGCAGCUCCAGUCACAACUGCAGCCCGACUCGCUGUUCUUCCUGGGCGAUCUAUUCGACGGCGGGCGAGAGUGGAAGACGUUGCACAGUGACUUCAAGGAUCCCGAGUGGGCCGUCAACCGGCGGCCAAAGAAUGAGAAAGAACACGUCAAGGAUUGGAACGAUAAUUAUGGCCAGGACUUCUGGCUCAAGGAAUACGAGCGCUUCGGCAACAUCUUCUUCAAGGACUGGACGCUUGGUGGUGCUAAGGCGGGCAACUGGCAGAGAGGGCGCAAGUUGGUGGUGAGCUUGCCAGGGAACCACGAUUUGGGGUUCGGCGACCAGGUCAAGGCGUCUGUUAGAGAGCGCUUCAGUACCUUCUUUGGAGACGUGAACCGUGUCGAUGUCAUUGGCAACCACUCGAUCGUCUCUGUCGACUCCCUUUCCCUGAGCGCGAGCGCCUCGCGGCAAGCCGACGUUGAUUUGGAGGCUAUUCACACACCGGUGGAUAUCUUUCUGAAGGAUGUCCAGUUCACCAAGCGCAAGGCCGUCGAGAAAGAGUUGCGAUUCUGGAGAGGCGACUUGGAAGGAGUGACUUACGAGCACAACGUCGAGGAGUUGGAUAAGGCGGAUGUGAAAGUGCCGACGAUUGUGCCGGGCGAAGAUGGACCCGACUUUCCUACAAUUCUUCUCACCCACGUUCCUCUGUUCCGAGACCCGGGAACGCCCUGCGGGCCGCUGCGAGAGCACUGGCCGCCGGCCAAACCGCCCAAAGGAGAAAAGGAUCCUGUCAUCCCGGACCAUCGCAACGCGAUCUCAGUUUCGGGUGGUUACCAAUACCAGAACGUACUGAGUGAGGACGACUCCGUCAAGCUCGUGAAGAGCGUCGGCAACGUUGUCCAUGUCUUCUCUGGCGACGACCACGACUACUGCGAGCUAGUUCAUUCUCCUGCGAAGGACAAUGUCCGCGAAAUCACUGUCAAAAGUAUCAGCAUGGCCAUGGGGGUUCCCACACCUGGAUUUCUCAUGGUUAGCUUGUACAAUCCAGUUGACGCGAACGGCAAGCCACUCCCUGGGGCUCCCGAGAAGACCUUGCAGACUCACCUUUGCCUGCUGCCGAACCAGCUCGCAACGUACGCCAAGUACGCCGGGCUCGUCUUUGUCACCAUUGUGGCGAUUAGCAUCAGGUCGUUCUUGGUGCCUGUUCUCAACUUGACGCCUUUCGCACUGCAACCAGAGCAGCCGCAAGGCGCGAUUCUACCUACCAUCAAGGACAAGGUCGAGGAUGAUGGGACUUACAACAUGAACUCAACAUCAGCAACGUCCGGAUCUCGGUUCCUCACGUCAUCGUCAUCACGGACUAGGAGCGGAUCCAUCCGGUCGAACGGCUCGGGUCCCAUGCCACCGCCGAAGAGCAAGCUCAAAAAGCAGGGAUGGGGGGGACAUCGUGCCCCGAGAAUCGAGAUUUUCCAAGACGAUUUCUACGGCACCAACAAGCCGCGGUUGACGUGGAAAGCGGCGUCCCAACGCUCUCGGACGACUCUCGGACGGGUUGCUCGAGAGAUCGUAGCCUCGACAUGGAGAGUAGUUUGGAUGGUCGUCUUAUUCUGGGUGUAUCUUGCAUAUAAGGGAUAG
Molecule: messenger RNA, 2109 nt
Organism: Colletotrichum spaethianum
Lineage: Eukaryota; Fungi; Ascomycota; Sordariomycetes; Glomerellales; Glomerellaceae
Exons: 2
Coding region: 1-2109 (702 amino acids)
Biological process (GO): GPI anchor biosynthetic process
Cellular component (GO): endoplasmic reticulum
Source: RefSeq, a predicted model, not a curated record